Diospyros lotus (date-plum) is the source of this 1512-nucleotide messenger RNA. RefSeq names its product probable RNA 3'-terminal phosphate cyclase-like protein. The coding region runs from base 187 to 1326 and encodes 379 amino acids. Gene Ontology annotation, biological process: endonucleolytic cleavage of tricistronic rRNA transcript (SSU-rRNA, 5.8S rRNA, LSU-rRNA); ribosome biogenesis. Gene Ontology annotation, molecular function: RNA endonuclease activity. Lineage: Eukaryota; Viridiplantae; Streptophyta; Magnoliopsida; Ericales; Ebenaceae. The transcript has 6 exons. Gene Ontology annotation, cellular component: nucleolus. The record is from RefSeq and is a predicted model, not a curated record.
CAAAACCCUAACAAUCACCUCUCCCUCCCAAAGCAGAGUGUCGCCCGCCAAGGUAUCCGUUGAAGACUGCCGACGAUUGAAAACGCGAAGGCGGCGGGGGCAUUAGGAGGAAGGGAGAGAGAAAGGAAUUGUUGAGAGAAUUGAGCUGUGAGCGAGGGGAAAGUAAGGGAGAGGAGAUUGCAGAGAAUGGGGAAGACAAACUACAUGAGGAUAAAGGGAAGCCAGAACCUGAGGCAGCGUCUUCUCCUAUCCUCGCUCGCUUCCAUUCCGAUUCUCGUCGAAGACAUCCGAGUCGACGAAAGUUGGCCGGGUCUCCGGCCCCACGAGGUCUCCUUCCUCCGGCUUCUCGAGAAGAUCUGCGACGAUUGUGUCGUGGAAAUUAAUGAAACUGGUACUAAAUUCAAAUACAAGCCUGGGAUCGUGAUGGGUGGAAAAAAUCAUGUGCAUGACUGUGGUGUUAGUCGGUCCAUUGGCUAUUUUUUGGAACCACUAAUCGUGCUUGGUUUGUUCGGGAAGAAACCCCUUUCAAUCAGGCUCAAAGGGAUUACAAAUGAUUCAAAGGAUCCAUCUGUUGACACUUUCCGUUCAACUACCUUACAAAUGCUGAAGCGUUUUGGAGUUCCUUCAGAAGGAUUGGAGUUGAAGAUUGAGAGCCGUGGUGUUCCUCCUCUUGGUGGUGGAGAAGUUUUUCUUGCAGUUCCUAUUGUCCAGGACAGCCUAGCGGCAGUAAACUGGAUUGACGAGGGGAUGGUGAAAAGGAUUAGGGGAGUUUCUUUCUCAACAAGGGUGUCCGUUCAGUUUGAGAAUACCAUGAUACAUGCAGCUCGUGGAAUUUUUAAUCGCUUGCUUCCAGAUGUUCAUAUAUUCACUGAUCAUAAAGCUGGACCACAAGCUGGAAGGUCACCUGGUUAUGGAAUUUCACUAGUAGCUGAAACUACUUCUGGUUGCUUCAUAUCUGCGGAUACUGCAGUAUCAUAUGCACAGGGUGACAUAGAUGGUGGAAUUGAAGAGGAAGAGACAAAAAAACUUGCGCCUCCAGUGGAUGUCGGAGAGCAAAUUGCUUCAGUAUUGCUUGAGGAGAUUGAGCAAGGGGGAGUAGUGGACUCAACACAUCAGGGUUUACUGUUCCUGCUUUGUGCAUUAUGCCCGCCGGAUGUUUCAAAGGUUCGAGUAGGGAAUCUUUCACCAUACGGAAUAGAAACGCUCAGGAAUAUCAGAGACUUUCUAGGUGUUAAAUUUGUUAUUAAGCCAGACCCAUCAACGGGAACGACCAUACUUAAAUGCAUCGGAUGUGGGUUGAAGAAUUUUUCUAGAAAGGUGUCUUGAUGAGUGACGAUGAUUCUUCACGCCUGUUGGCUUGCAAUUUUGUUUAAGUCCCUUGUAACUCGCAUAGCUCUAGUAUAAAGUCACUGUGAGACAGAGUAAUCUAUGUUUUGUAAAAACAUGAGGUUGAUUGGAAGCAUUGACAUCUAUUUAUAUCGGUCAAUUUGGAAGCAUUGCCCGUAAAAGCAA